GCGGUGUACGGCAAAGAUAAUCCUGUGUUUGUUUUGGAGAUAGCUCUGCCUUGUCUAGCUAGUUAUCAUUUAGCUAUCGUAGCUAACCUGCGUCAGCGGCAGAAGCUAACAGGCUAACUCACCUAAAUGUGCAGGUAUCGUUAGCGAGUUGUUAUUAGCCACAUUGGCCGAAUAUCAAGGGGGCGCUUUUAUGUAAUAAAGACUGCGUGCAUUAGAUCCUGGCUUUGAUAAGGAAUUGAGAGCGUCUGGCCAGCAACCAGAUUGAAAGCUUUAAUUGGAGACUAACUAUGCCUUAUCUCUGAGGAUGGGAGGAAGUGGAUCCAAAGCCAAAGGUGUCUGGCCUUUCUCGAGCAGUGGAGCUGGAGGUGAUUCAGCCAGUGAUGGGAACGAGCAGUCUGUGGCCCGACUCAAAGGUUCCAGAAAUGCAACACCAUUUGUUUUUACCAGGAGGAGUUCUUUGUACUAUGAUGAGGACGGUGACCUUGCCCAUGAAUUCUAUGAAGAGACGGUGGUGACAAAAAAUGGCAGAAAAAAGUCCAAGUUGAAGAGGAUUCAGAAAAACCUAAUUCCACAGGGAAUUGUGAAGCUCGACCACCCCUGUAUUCAUGUAGAUUUCCCCAUCGUCCUCUGUGAGGUGUGAAAAGUUGCACAGGACUCAUCUACUAUGAAGUGCAGCCACAGGUACUCUUCCCGGAGUAAAGUCUUGUUCCAGUCUCCAAGCAUUACGGUCAAGACUGGAACUGUGGUCUGGAGAGAAAAUGGAAGAUUCAAACUGUCAUAUUAAACUGAUAUAUUGAAUGAAAUGUUAUACAUUUGAAUUCAACUAUGGUCAGAGGAUACCCUUUUCACAAAAACUCCAUAUUUUGAUAUUCACAGAAGUAGUGAUGGUACAGGUUGUGUUUCCACUAUCCAGCUGAUAUGUAAGCAGUCUUAGAGAAUACAUCAAAUGAAGUUGUAUUUCUCUUGUGAGUUUUUUUGCAGGGAAAAACAUCCUUGAUGUGAAAAGGCUUUAAUGGUUUAUGCCUUCUGUGAGAUGUAGAGUGAAACUGUAUGUGUCUUGUAUGUGUACAUGUGUGCACUUAGGUUUGUCUGAGAGAAUGUGUGUGAGAGGGAUUGAAGAUGUAGUUACAGGGUAGAAUAAUGAAGAGUUGUGAAACUUAUUGUAUAUAUGGUCAUGUUCUGUGUUUUCACGUCUGAGUCUGUCUCAGUUACCGGAGCUCAGACCUGCACUAGUGAACAUAAUGUACUGUAAAUAAUUUCAGAUUUCUUAGUUGGAAAUACUUGAAUAAAUGGUUUACUGAGCUGAA
Molecule: messenger RNA, 1307 nt
Organism: Siniperca chuatsi (mandarin fish)
Lineage: Eukaryota; Metazoa; Chordata; Actinopteri; Centrarchiformes; Sinipercidae
Gene: tusc2a
Product: tumor suppressor 2, mitochondrial calcium regulator a
Exons: 4
Coding region: 305-640 (111 amino acids)
Biological process (GO): regulation of mitochondrial membrane potential; inflammatory response
Cellular component (GO): mitochondrion
Source: RefSeq, a predicted model, not a curated record